CAUUACCAGUGUCUGUAAUUAUUCAUUUAUUUUUUAAAUAAAAUAAAUUUUCGAGAUGUCUUCAUCAAAAGUAUUGUGUUGUAUUCGCGGCUGUUCAAAUAUGCCGUAUAAAAAUGAUACACAGGUGGCUAAUUCCCUUAUUAAGCGAUGUGCGAGGCAUAAUGCUACCAUCGAAAAUGAUACAACAUUUAAGUAGACAUGUUAAUGACGCUAUGAGAAAAUAUGAUCAAAAAGAAUUGGCCAUACUCAAUAACGGAACUCAAUUAACUAAAGGAUCCUCUCCCUGGUUUCUAAGUUUGUCUCAUGAAAUUUCUGACGCCGCAAAAAAUCUUUCGAAGCAAGCACUGAGGAGAGAAACAAUGGCAAUUAUGUUGGUUCAAGCAUUUCGAAUGUCUCCAAAAGAUGCAGUUACAUUAUUACCAACAAUGACAGUAGGAUCUAAUAUCUGCAGUGACAUUAAUGCUUUUAGAAAUAUUAUUAUAGAAUGUAAAAAUACCAACCUCAGAUAUAGAACUUAUUCCGGUAGAUGUAAUAAUUUAUUACAUCCAUCUUGGGGAGCAGCUUUAGAAAGUUAUACGCGAAUCUUACCACCAGAAUAUCAAGAUGGUGUGUCAUUACCACGAUUAUACGAACCAAGUGCACGCGAGGUAUCAAUUAAUGUUUUUCCUAAUGGUAUUGACAUUAAACAUCCAUAUUUGAUGGUGAUAACUACACUAUUUGGUCAAUUUAUUGCCAAUGACUUGGCUCAUACACCUAAAAUGGUAUUACCAGACGGUAAUAAAUUUAAAUGCUGCAAUGUAGAUUAUGACAAUUUCCAUCCCGAGUGUUUUCCUAUUAAAACGGAAAAUUAUUCAGGUUGUAUGGAAUAUACACGAUCUGCACCACAUCCUGGCAAUACAUAUCAGGGUUGCAAAUUAGGAUCAAGACAACAAAUAAAUCAAGCAUCAUCAUUUUUAGACUUAUCUACAAUAUAUGGAAAUUCUGAAUACGUUACACACAGUUUACGUGCCAACAGAAGUGGUCUUCUUAAUACUCAAAAAAAAAAUUUACCGAUACCAUUAAAAAAUAUGGAUGAUUGUCGAAAUGAUGAAAAAGCUCUACCAUGUUUUUCCAGUGGAGAUUUACGAAUUAAUGAGAAUCCUGGUAUUACUUUAAUGUAUGUUCUAUUUUUACGUGAACACAAUAGAAUCGCCGAACGAUUGAGUGUAUUGAACCCACACUGGAAUGAUGAAACGCUGUUUCAAGAAUCACGGAGAAUUGUUAUUGCUGAGAUGCAGCAUAUUACCUACAACGAAUUUCUGCCAGUUAUCAUUGGUGAAAGUAAUCUUCAUAGAUAUAAUUUGCGGUCGACUAAGUCUGGCGCCUCUACCUUUUAUGACCCAAGAAUUGAUCCAACAUUACCGAAUGCUGUUGCGUCUGCCGGACUUUUCUUUUUUACUGCUCUAACAUUAAAAAUAUCUGACACCAUGGAGUCUCGUUUGACUGCUAAAUCAAGCGAUAGAUCUACGUUUUCGACGUUUUAUGCUCAUCAAGGCUUACAUGAAAUCGGGGCUAUCAGUCGGUUAAUAACUAGUGCCACCGUUGGCCAUCUGAAGGAGCCAUUAAGAUUAAAUGAAAUAUUAUCAAAAAGGUACUUUUUAUACGAUGAAAAAACUAAUCAAGUUAUUAUAGAUUACGUAGCUCAAGUAAUCCAACAGGGAAGAGAUCAUGGUUUACCACCGUAUAUUAGAUGGCGACCAUUUUGUAACCUCGCUGGAGUUGAAGCUUUUACCGAUCUUCGAAGUACAAUGAGUAAAGAUAGCAUUAAACGACUUCAACAUGUUUAUAGAAACGUGGGUGACAUUGAUUUAAUAACAGGCGCCCUAUUGGAAUUACCUAUUAAGGACGCAGUGAUGGGACCUACGUUUCAUUGUUUAAUCAGCUUUGCCUUUAGGAAUAUUCGUUUGGGUGAUAGAUACUGGUACGAGAAUACUAAAACACCAGGUGCUUUUACAAUUAAACAAUUGGAUGAAAUUCAUAAAUCUACAUUAGCUAAAUUAUUAUGUAACAAUGGAGACUCAUUAAAACAUGUACAACCUAAAGCAUUUCUUCUCGAGGAUCCUUUUCUUAAUCAAGUCACAGAUUGCUCAGUCUAUAUAAAACAGAGCAUAGAUCUUACAGCCUGGAAAGAACAACAUAAUUGAAUUAUUGACCCCAGACUUUUUGAAAAGUUUGUAAUGGUGUGUAAAAUGGAAUAAUAAUUCCAGAAUUUUAUUCGCUCCGUGCGCGACAGCAGGUCCACGUAAUGAAUAAAGUGGAGGGGUAUAUUGAAGUACGUUCAACAUAUAAUUUAAUAG
This is a messenger RNA of Microplitis demolitor, 2336 nucleotides long. RefSeq names its product peroxidase-like. Gene Ontology annotation, biological process: response to oxidative stress. The record is from RefSeq and is a predicted model, not a curated record. The coding region runs from base 114 to 2183 and encodes 689 amino acids. The transcript has 8 exons. Lineage: Eukaryota; Metazoa; Arthropoda; Insecta; Hymenoptera; Braconidae. Gene Ontology annotation, molecular function: heme binding; peroxidase activity.